AAUAUGAUGCCUUCAUUUCAUACAGAUCCACACAGCGUGACCAAAACUUUGUUGUUAACAAAAUGUUCUAUACUCUAGAAAACAUUAUGGGAUUUAAAACAUGUGUGCAUUUCCGUGAUUUCAUCCCAGGGACAGCAAUUGCAGACAACAUUGUGAAUGCCAUUCAAACAAGCCGUCGAACAAUUCUAAUAUUGUCCCCCGAUUAUAUCAAAGGAGAAUGGACACGUUUGGAGUACCAACUCGCACAACAAGAAAUGCUCAAGCUUAGAAAUCGCAUAAUUCCAGUAAUGCUUGAGGACAUAUUGGAUGAGAAAAUUGAUGAGAAUCUCAGAUACAUCAUAGAAUCUGUCACUUAUAUAAAAUAUCCUCUGAGAGAAGAGGGCACAAAGGCUGAGGAAGAUUUCUGGGAGAGAAUAAGGCUUGCAAUGCCUAAAAAGAGGUCACAUAAGAACAAGAGCUCAGAUUUGGUGAAUAAUAGUAUUGUAAACCCCAACUAUGAUGAUAAUGUAGCAGCUAAAGCAUCCACUCCAAUGCAAGUCAUGUCUCAGUUGUGAACAUAACUUGCAUAAAUUAUAUUGAGCAACAUUUUUCCAUAUGAUUCAUAUAAAACUGACA
Messenger RNA from Owenia fusiformis, 615 nucleotides. Lineage: Eukaryota; Metazoa; Annelida; Polychaeta; Sabellida; Oweniidae. The record is from the annotation of a GenBank genome assembly.